Molecule: messenger RNA, 4422 nt
Organism: Paramacrobiotus metropolitanus
Lineage: Eukaryota; Metazoa; Tardigrada; Eutardigrada; Parachela; Macrobiotidae
Exons: 9
Coding region: 919-4068 (1049 amino acids)
Cellular component (GO): NSL complex
Molecular function (GO): histone acetyltransferase binding
Source: RefSeq, a predicted model, not a curated record
UGUUCUGCCGAAUUGUGUUCUGCUCGCUGUCCCCAAUUUAUUGUGCUCGGCUGCAGCCGCGAGAAUCUUGAAUCUUCCUGAGAUUCCUCAAACGUGGGAAUCUUGAGAUGUCAAAGUCUUGUUUAUACAGUUAUACUGUAACUUGUUACUCGAGUAUUUACUGUAAGCAGUUACUGUUAUCCCCAUUCCUUGUGGCGACAUCGCAUCCGUCACGCGCUGUACGAGUGCCUUAUCAAAACAAAACGGAAUUUAUCAUAAUCCAGAUAUUUCCCUGCAGAGUUUGCAAUGGAGCACUAUAAAUUAUUAUCACUGAUCAUGCCAAUUUCGGAAGAACUCCUUACGAUGUUUGUUAUGAGGAUUAUAACACGCGGCGGCGAAUGUUUGCAUCAUUCGCCAGAAAAUCGAAAUCUUGCGGCAGUUGUUUCAUCACGGACUACGGCUGAUAAUCGUCACUUUGCCACAACAAAGUUAGAGGAUGGGCUGCCCAUUUCAUAUGGGCCCAUUGAUGGCUGCCCACAAUCGAUCGAUGAUAUCAUUCGUGUGCGCUUUAAGCGCAUUGUGCGGCUGUGCCGGUACAGGCCCGACAGUGCUGCCACCACUGAUGUUUUUAUACCCUGCGCGUGACAAAGCGCAGGCAAGAUGUCUGUGAAUCGGCUGAACUGCGCCGUGUUACUUCCGUUUGAACCGGGUGAACCGGCUUUCUCUCUGUCGCUCUCUCGGCUAGUGUUUGUACAUGAAAGGCGAAGGUUUCGUGGAACGCACAGGCCAGGCAGCCUUGCACCAGUGUGCACCAUUUGCUAUUUGCAGCAUACGCAGUUCAACUGACACAGUUGAGAAAUCGAAAACCCUUGAUAUAAUUUUUACCCAUUCUGUUCCUUUUCCCAAUUGGCUUUCUAAUGUGUUUUUAUCAAUCUUCUAAUGGUGGCUUCAUCGGAAUCUCCAUCGUGGCGUCGACUUGAUAAUGGCGUCCAAGAAAAAAUCGCUCCUCCCACAUCUCCAACACCACACUUCCCGGAUAAAUCACCAACCAACGACCUAAAUGACCCCAUGUUGCCCUCCUCGUCGGGUAUUAUGAAGAAUCUGGACGAGCCCGCUGUUUUCGCCGUGCCAGCUGUGCCCAAAAAGGCUAGCAAGAAGAUCCAGCCUUUGACCCCAUCGACGGCUGUCGUCCGGUCCAAGAGUCGGAAAAAUGCCCAUAAAAAAUCCAGAGUGACAGCCACGGCAUCCAAACCAUCCACCACGGCGGGCGUCCACGCGGGAACAACCAACGAGGCCACCGUGGGUUCGCCAGCCCGGAAAAAACCUCGCCGCGAACCGGGCACGGACGCCGUUAAGAAGAUGUUCGUCUGCUUGAAAGGAGUUCUGGGUAAACACCAUCCCGAGGAUCUGCACUCCCUGAAGCACCGUCUCUCGCGAUUAGGGACGUUUAUGGUUAAUCGUGCGGGCGAUGACACGCUGAAGACCGGGACGUCGUCCUUUCAUGAUUUCCUCAAUCGCGAGAGUUACAAACCCGAUACGAAAUCGUCUCUGUCCUUCUCCUUCCUCGGCGAUGAAUCGUUUCGCACGGAAUCGGCGUUCUCGUCGCCGAAGCGGAAGGGACGCAAUGAGGACGGCGCCAGCAGUUCAUCGAUGGUGAUUUCCUCCCGCAGCACGGAACAGCAGUCUAUGCAGGAUUUAUUCGGUGUCCUAUCGGUGUCGCGUGAUGACAUGAAGAACAAAACCCCGUCCCAGCUGGUGGAGUUUGUUAAACGCGUGGAGAGUAAUCAGCGGCGUGAGGCGUUUGAGAAGCAGCAGCGCCCGGCGUAUCUGCUGAAGCUGGCACGGACGCAGUCGGUUGAUCGCGCCAAAAUGUUCUCCGGUGUGGCACAGGGAUUUCAGCGCGCGGUGGAUCGGAUUAACGACGAUGCCUGGGUGACGGAUAGCUCCAGCGGCGGUGAGAGUGCUGAUGAGGCCGAGGAGGAACUGUUUCAAAAGAAGUUCGAUCAGGACCGACUCAUUCCAGUUGAUCAGCGGGCACUGUAUCGGUACGCCACGACGCGGCAGGGCAUUGCGUCGCGAUACAGCUAUGCUCACCGUCAAUUAGCUCGAGCCGAAUAUGCCUACCAGGUUACUGGCAAUCUCCUUCAGCGUAUCCAGCAGCGACAGGGCAUCGUGACAUUCGGUGGCGGUACCGCGGAUGACUCCAAACCAUUAUUGAAAACCGCAUUCCUAGCGCACAAGGGCCCGACACCCCGGCCCUGGGAUGAUCGGGAGGUCGUCAGCGUGGCGAAGACGGCCAAUUGUUCGACGGUAUUACGGCUGCCCACGGCCAAGAGCGAUGCCGGACAGUCACUGCAUCCCGGACCGGCGGGGCUAUUUCGUCGCAAGAUGAAGGUGGCCUUGCCCAGUACGGGACUGAAUAUUCCCUUUGAAACGUACGAGGCCACCAUGUGGAAGGAGAGAUUAGCGGUGGGGAGGAUCAUUGAGGAUGGGUCGGAUGAUGAGGAAAUGGGAGAGGCGGAAGGAGAGCAGAUCCGAGAGCUGUCGGAAGCGGUGGUGUCGUCAGCAAGGGGAUGUGCGCGGGCCAGGCCGUUAAUGGCGUUCAAGAAGCGGGUGUUUGUUGAUAUGGAUGCGUACCCUCCAAAACGAUAUCAAAUGGAUGAAAAACCUCGCCACUGCGAUUGUUCAACGCGCUGCUUACUGCCGGACCUUGUAGGUCCCGUUAGCUGUGCUAUUUGUAUGGGCUUGUUACCCAUGCCAACCUUUUCAUCUCAUACAAAUCUGCUGCGGACACCACGAAGUGAAGCAAUGGCGCUAGUUGAUCCGGGAUACCAUCCUCGUCUUUCACAACCCUCCAUUCGAGCGUUAGAUGCAGAAUUAUCCGGUGUGUCGUUGGAUUUUGAUCCCGCUAUGUUUAUUAGCUCUAGAGGACCGUUUAAGCCACGGCCGAUGCGUCGACAGCGCGCGUUGGAUUUAAUCAAAACCGAAGCGGAAGCGGCGCAUGUUUUGCGAAAACAGGAGGAGCGACUUCGGGCGGAGCGCGAGCGAUUACGGGCACUGCGUUUCGGUGCGCUGGAAAACAACCGCGAUACGCAGAAGCGACCGAAGAACAGUAAGACCGUCAGCGACAAGAAGCAGAAGGCACAUCGAAGUCGAACUAUUUCCACAAAAAAUCGAAAACGACGGCAUUCAUCGGUGUCUUCGGAUACAACGGUAUCGUCGGCCGUUAGCCAUCUAACACGUUCGACCAGUGUGGGCUCCACGGAUAUGAAUGUUGUUACAUCGAAGAACGCCACGAAACGUCAAAUGAACCGCACCACUUCGAAAUCGGAAACCGGCAAGAACCAUCCGGCCGGCCGUCGUCGUGAGGCCCGCUCGGACCUGACGAGCUUUGUGAUACCGUACGGUAUGACCGCCCCGUCCAAAAUCGAGAAGAUCCAGUACAAGGAAAUCAUUGUUCCCAAAUUCCGUGAUCUCAAAACAGUGCCCCUGGUCCCCCAUGGGGCGGAAGUUGUGGAUGCCGCGGGGGAAGCCGGCGAUCAGUCCCUGCCGAAACUGGACACCAUCCAGCCGCCGCUGCUGCCGACCGAUGUCGAGGUGGAUAAUUCCUGCGAGGACGAGGACCUGAGCGAUGCGGCCUUCGCUGAGCGCCAUAUCAAAUGCGAGGUGGAGGAGCGCACCCGCUUCACCGUUCCGGAGAAGCAGACCAGAAAGCGCAAUCCGCCCCCCGAGGGCACCGCCGCCCGUCCGCCGCCGGUGAAGAGCACGCGGAGGAAGAAGAGCCUGUUGCACGGGAAGAAGGUGUCGAAAAAAUCCAGCAAGGUGAACCGGUAUUUUGGGCGGAAUGAUGUGCGGAAGAAAGUAAAAGGGGAGAAGAAGGUGCCGGACGGCGAGGAGGGCGGUGGAGUCGUGGUGAUGGCCAGUGCGGAGCAGCCGCCUCCCAUGGAGGUCAAAGUGCAAACGGCCACGGUGAAACGGCCCCGGAAGACGCCGGAGGAGAUCGCGGCGAUGAAUGCCCAGCGUCCGGCACGGCCCGUCCGCACACGGCGCAGUACGUUCCGGGCGUCACCGGACGACGAGGACGGCUGAGAAGGGGCAGUGGGCGUGUUGUUGCAGGGGGUGGGACGGUUUUUUGUACCUUGUGAUGGUGGUUCGAAAGGGCAUCGGACAGGUGUGUGCUGCGUAUAAGGGAUGUUGUACAGUAUAGAGUUACGAUCUGCAAACUGGGGGGAGUGUAAAAUUGCAGCGAGAUCGGAAUUGGGUUUUUCCUUUAUCUCUCUUGCGUUUUGGGUUGAGAUUUCUCUUUGUUGUUGUGUGUGGGGUCACCGUUUUUUUGUAUGAUAUUCAUCCGCUCCGUUUCCACAUUAUACGGAAUCUUGAUGAAAUUUUGUUCUUUAUUUGGGAUUAUUUUUUACUAAUAAAGCGUACAUGAUUCCGUAUCAA